CGCUUGUUUCAGACUUGUCGUAAACAAGCCGAACAACUAGUUGGCGUGCGUACGCUUAGGAUGGUCGGUUUAUUCUCUGUAGUAUCCCGACGUAAAUAUUUGUAGUGCCAUUAAACGGUUGAUUAUUUAAUUUUUUUUCUAUUCGUAGUCGUUCAAUCGUUCAAAAGUUCAUUUGAAAUUUUCAUUAUUUUAACUUAUUGUGUGCAUUGAAUACGGUUAAUUCAUGUGAGGUGAUUUUCAACUGUGAUAUACCUACCUAUCUGAUUUAUUUGUUAAUUUAUUGAGUUGAAAUUAUAAUGGUGAAGUGUUUAUACACUUAUCGCGUCCUACCGGGAAAUUAUGAAUUGAGCCUCUAGUCUGAAUUUUGGAGAAUAAUUCACAUAAUUUUUUGUUGAAAUCAAAAAUGUUUCCCGCAAUGAAAUCAGUCAUAUAAAAUGGAUACCAGUCGUCCAAAAUCACAUACCGGAGAUUACAGUAUCAAACGGCGCUUUGGUAAAGGUUUCAGAAAUUCUAAAAAAAAUAUAAUGAUAUUUUCAAGCAAUAAAAAUGAAGAUUCAAUCAACGAAAGUUUCGAAACAUACAUGAAUGCAACGCCACAUAGAUCUUGUUCCUUGAAUGCUUUGCAUACAGGCCAAGUUUUAUUACAACCCAGAAUGGCACAAUUGGAAACAUUAGAAGCCAAAAUGGCCAGGAUUGAAAAUUCUCUUUCAACUACUCCCAGAAAGAAGAAAAUCUCUACCAGCAAUACAUCAGUCAACUCAACUUUAACUACGGCAAAUAUCAACUUGAGCAAUGUGGAUGAUGAUAAUAUACUCCAGCUUCCCAAAGAUAGUACAGUCAAUUCAUUCUCGGCAUAUUCAAAAUCACCCCAAAAAAAUGAUAGCACUUCGAUUUACCACACUUCGAAGGACAUAGCGAGGGAAAUGGAUGCGUUGAAAAAUGCCUUGAAAGACAAAGAACACGUUAUCGAUAGCUUAAGAGGACAGCUGAAUUCGUCUUUGAAUUCCAAUAAAUUUUCAACUACUUACUUUCAAUCAAAACAGAAAAAUGAACAUUCAGCUCGCGACAGAAAGAUGGCGGAAGAAAAACUCGAAAGAUUGAAUCAUGAAAUGGAGAACAAAACUUUAUUAAUCAAAAAUAUUAGAGUAGAAUUGGAAAGACUGGAUAUUACAGAUAACAUAGAUAUUAGAAUACAACAAGCCGAAUUGGAGUAUCAAUUAGGAAGAGAAGAAUUAAACUUAUUAGGGAUACUGGAAGAAAGUCAAAGUCUGAAAGCUUGUCUAGAAGAAUGUGACACAACGACAUUACAAAAAGAAAACGUUACUUUAUUCAAUUUCUUGCAAAAUGAAUCUUCAGUCAGUGUGCAUGCCAUCGAAAUAGUUUAUGAUCCAAAAAGUCCUCGUUUUGGAGGUAAAGUAUCCGAAGACGGCGAUGGUUUAUAUGUAGAGUGGUCCGCAGAAAAUUCUGGAUUAAUGAAAGGAGACAGACUAUUAGAAAUAAAUGGAAAAAACACGUUCAAUUUAAAAAAUCGCGAUGACAUGGUACGACUUCUCUCCGUAUCACCAAAUCCCGCUCAAAUUGUAGUACUUCGAUGUAACAGCAAAAAAGAUCAAUUUUCCGUGUCAGUUCUUCAAGAAGAAUUGGAUGCAUAUCGUGAAAAAGCAGGAGAAGCUGAACGUUUGCGAGACACGUUCCGUAGUGAUAAUCUUCGUUUAACACAUCGAAUUUCGUAUUUAGAAGAGCAAGUUUCUGAACUGUUGUCCAAAGUAUCCAGAGAUGAAACUCGUUCAACUAAAGAUUCAACUGAUUACAUCCUGAAAACACAUAAACCCCCCGAAUCCCAAGUACAAAUUUUUCAAAAAGGUUCAAAAGUUACGGUAAUAGGAAACGCUGAUUCGAAUAAAAAUAGCUUAAAAAGAAUACACGACCUACCGAUAAUUUAUAAUAAAUUACACCAUAAAAAUGAGACGAAGCCAACAGAAGAUGAAGUGAUAAAAAAUGGGAAAAAUUAUACCGACACAAACAACUAUCACAGAGAAAAUAACGCUGUGCAUCUUUGUAUUACUCAGUCAUCUAGGGAUAAUUCACCUCAAAUUUAUACCAAUGAUGUUUCUAAAAAAACGAAUGAUCUAACCACUCGAUUAAAUUUGAAAUAUUAUCCUGAAUUAAAUUCUCCGAGACAUCAUCAUCAUCAUUUAAAUGUUAUCAAUAUAUCUGGUAGUAAUUGUGAAAGUAGUAAAAACAAAGAAAAUUACUAUAACUUGAUGAACGAGAAGAAAAUUAAGUAUAUUAAAGAGUCACAAAAUUCUUUAUUCAAUAAUAGUAACCGAACUUCCGGCGAAACUGGCCGUCGGCAUUUUAGAGACGAUCGCAGCUGCAAGUCAGUUGAUUUUGAUUCAGAACCAAAUUACCAAUCUUUAAAAAAUAUGUGUAAUGGACGAUCAAAAAUGUACGAUUCAGAGACAUCCUCAGACUACGUUAGAACAAUAAAAUAUCCACGUCCUAUCCCUCCUCAAAAACCUUUGCGUUUAUCUCUUCAUAAAGGCUGUAGUCUUCAGUCUGUAAAAAUCGUUGAUAAAUCGAGUGAUCUUUCUUCUAGCAAAAAAAAUUUCAAGAAAUCUCAUAAAUCCGAAUUAUGUAUAAACCCAAGUAGUGUCGACAGUAUCGAUAGAUAUUCAAGUGACAAUAAAGGAAAAAGCAUAGGUUACUGAAUCAAUUGCUAAGUACUUAAGUAGUAACAGUAACUACCCACCCACCCACCUACCUACCUACCUACCUACCUACCUACAAGUACAUACAUAACUACAUACGUACAUACCCUUACGGAAAAAAAUAGUACUUUCUGAGUAGUAGUUUUUUAACGGAGUAAAAAGUACUACUUUUUAAGACCUUCAUGGAGAAAUAUUAGUAGUUUUACAUACAAACUACUACUUUUGUCUAAAAACUAGUUCAAAUUACUACUUCGUAAGUAGUAGUUUUGAAGUAGUAAUUUGAACUAGUUUUUAGACAAAAGUAGUAGUUUUUAUGUAAAACUACUAAUAUUUCUCCAUGAAGGUCUUAAAAAGUAGUACUUUUUACUCCGUUAAAAAACUACUACUCUCAGAAAGUACUAUUUUUUUCCCGCAAGGGUACCUAUCUAAAUGUUGUUCAGUCCGAAGAUUGCACUCUGUUUUAAUGUUAAAAUUGUUGAAUCUAAUGUUAAUAUAAAUUUGUGAACGACUUCCUAGAAUUUGUAAAAAUAACUUAAGCAAAUACUUAGGGGAUUAAUUUUUUUAACUUCAGAUUUUAAUUUGUUGCUACAUACAUAAAAAGACUCUUUAAUAAAAAUCUUGUUUUCA
Planococcus citri (citrus mealybug) is the source of this 3338-nucleotide messenger RNA. It is a transcript of the gene sprt, whose product is annotated as PDZ domain-containing protein sprite. Gene Ontology annotation, molecular function: protein binding. The transcript has 9 exons. Bases 435 to 2711 code for a protein of 758 amino acids. The record is from RefSeq and is a predicted model, not a curated record. Lineage: Eukaryota; Metazoa; Arthropoda; Insecta; Hemiptera; Pseudococcidae.